Kockovaella imperatae is the source of this 1354-nucleotide messenger RNA. RefSeq lists its product as hypothetical. Bases 108 to 977 code for a protein of 289 amino acids. The transcript is spliced from 2 exons. Lineage: Eukaryota; Fungi; Basidiomycota; Tremellomycetes; Tremellales; Cuniculitremaceae. The record is from RefSeq and is a predicted model, not a curated record.
CCACUCCGUUCUCACGUCCCAUCUUUGGGCUCAAUCGUGUCAGCGAGAUCAACAGAGCACAACAAUCAUCAGGUGACGACGAGAAACCCAGAUCGCUCUCUCAAGCCAUGUCCAUCGUACCUAUCUCUAAUGCGAGAAGCAAUUCUCCUAUCCGAUCACGCGACUCUACAACCCCGUCCUCAACCUUCAAUCUGGACCAUCUCCAAGCUCUGGCCCUGCAUCAUCCAUACAGUUCUGCAUUCCUUCUAGGAUCGACUCUCACUUUGACCUUCUGCUCCAGCGUGCUCCUCACCAAACGCCUCUUCUUCCCUUCUCAUCAGGCUGCGGCUCAGAUCACGAGGCAUGAAUUGGCCAACCUCCACUCUCGAGUACUCGAAAGGUUGGAGACAUUGGAGACUCGUCUUGGGAUGCAAGUCAGGAUGAUGCAACCUGAUAAGAGGGCCCAACAGGAUAUCUUGGCUCGAUUGAAAAGUAUCGAGGUCAAGUUGGGUGACCAGUUCGGCGCAGGAGGAUCGAGGUUUCCCGGCUCAGCUUCCUUAAGUAAGACAGGUCCCGGAUCGACUUUGAUCGCUGGAUCGGCUGGCGGACCGAGGACGGAAGCUCAACAGAAAGAUCAUGGACUUCAAGUGACUGAAGAGAUCUACUUCUCUAGACCUAGCGAGACUGAAGCGGUGGAUUUGGCCACGGAGGGCCAAGAGAACGGAUCGCAUGAUUGGCGAUUGGGUAUCGUGGAUCUCGACGAGGAUACAAAAGUUCUAUCAGCGGCUAAGAUCAGUCCUUCACGUGCGGCGUCUGAAUCUUCAUCCACUCAUGGAUCAAAUACCAUAAAAGUCGUGCCUCCUCCAUCUACUGCACCUUCACCUCCCUAUGCGGCUUACAAGCGACCUGCCGCGAUGCUCUUCGGUGGUCUCAGAAUGGGAAUUGGAAAACAUGGACCUAUGCCCAUCGUGGAUCCCUCAAACCCAAACUACAUGUAGGCGGUUCUGCCCCUUCUAUCUUCGACAUUCAAGCUUCCCGUGAUUGUAAAUUACUUCGAAACCGGUUGUCUCUGUAUGCCUUCGGUUGUAUUGCUUGUGCCCGUAAGUUAGGGAUUGCCAUUUCUCAUGAUUCUGCAUAUGAUCAUGCCAUCGAUUACUGUCCCCUUACUCUUCUUCCUUCCCACGAAAGCAUCCUCUUGACUUGACACAUCUCACCUUCGAAUGGCCAACAUUCGGCAUAUGCCCUGUCUCGUCAUUCGACCUUGGUAUGUUCUUUGGCCUUAAAUUUUAUCGCGUCCUCCAACCUAGGCAUGAAACUCACCGCCAUAGGCUCCUGGCUUGAGCACCUGACCUUCCCGGUACCACUCCUUCCCAAC